Messenger RNA from Arachis ipaensis, 765 nucleotides. The record is from RefSeq and is a predicted model, not a curated record. Lineage: Eukaryota; Viridiplantae; Streptophyta; Magnoliopsida; Fabales; Fabaceae.
AUGGAGAGGGGACUUCGUCAAGGCAACCUAUUAUCGCUGUUUUUGUUUAUUCUGGUGGUGGAUGUGCUCAACAAAAUGAUCGGGGAGGCGGUAAGGAACGGUCGAAUAUCCUCACUUUUAGUCGAUAAGGAUGAUAUUGAGUUAUCACACUUACAAUUUGCUAAUGACACAAUAUUAUUCUAUCCACCCGAGGAGGAGACAGUGAGAAAUUAUAAGAUACUUUUGAGGUGCUUCGAGAUUAUGUCGGGAUUGAGCAUUUACUUUGAGAAGUCUAGAUUGAUACCAGUGAAUUGCAGUCAGGAGUGGGCUAGUCGGAUGUGUCAGCUGCUUGGUUGCCAGGAAGCAGCCCUACCGGUAAGGUAUCUUGGUAUCAUAAUAGGAGCAAAUCCGCGGUUAGUAAAAAUUUGGAAGCCGGUGACAGAUAAGGUGGAAGAGAAUGUCCUAAGUAAAGCUGGAAAGCUGGUACUCAUUAAGUCUGUAAUCAACAACCUACCAAUUUAUUACCUCAGAUUAUAUAAGAUGCCAAAUGCGGUUGCACAAAAAAUCAUCUCUUUGCAGAGGAGGUUCUUCUCGGAAAAGGAUGAUGGACGACCUAGUAUGGCUCUUGUGAAGUGGGAGAUGAUCCAGGCACCAAAGAAGUUAGGAGGGCUGGGGGUGGGUGAUAUAGUGGUCGUAAUAAUGAUUUACUGUUUAAAUGGUGGUGGCAAUUCUGAAAGGAAGACUGUCCGCUUUGGAAGAAGAUUGUGUGUUGUUGUAAUAGCUUGA